GUUAAAGAUUAGAGGUUUAAAGGGACCUGGUUUCCACAGCUCUACCUAUACAUGCUAGUGGAGUAGCGGGAGCCUUUUUAUAUUUGUUAAAUUAAUCACAGCUUACCUAGUAUUUAAAUAAUGGAUGAUACGUUAGACAUCAGUGGAGUAUCUGAAGAGGGAGAAGAGCAAAUAACAUCUGAACAAGUUUUUCAACAGCUUGAAGAGAUAUGGGUGAAUGAAAGACUAUCUCCAAACCUAAUGUUGUGUCGAACGGAUAUUACUGAGUGUAUAUUGGAACAAAUGCAAGAAAUGGAAGAAAAUAUUGCACGAGCUAAGAAGACUGAUUUGAAGGUGAGCUUACAUCAAUUGGAACUGGAUAGAAUUAGAUAUGUACUGAGUAGUUACCUUCGAUGUCGACUUGAGAAGAUUGAAAAGCAUGCAGCUUACUUAAUUAAAAAGGAGUCCUCAGAUGGUCCUUCUGUUUCACGACUUUCACCUGAAGAAUUUAUGUUUGCCAAAGAGUUAACAUCAGGUGUAACUUCUCAUUUAACAGCAAGUGCUCUAAAACACAUGCCGAAGAAUUUACAAACCUUAAAUCUAGAAGAUUCUGUUCCAAAUCUGGAUCACUACGUAUUUCUGCGAGUAAAUAAGGCAGAAGAAGGAAUUAUAGUGGAUUGUGAAACUGAUGUACAAAAUGAAGAUAAAAUAGAUUUGGAAGUUGAUGCACAGCAUAUAAUGAGAUACAAACUUAUUGAAAACUUGGUUGAAAAUCAAACUGUUUCGUUGAUUUAAAACACUAUUUACAAAAUUGUAGAACAAAAUUUAGGAAAAUGAUAAUCAUCAAUAACUUGAUUGUUCACAUGCAUGCGUAUUGCACACAGUGCAGAUGUAGAUUUAUAAAUACAGACUGCACUAGUGAUAGUUUUCUUAUGAUGUAUGUUCCUUGGCCAAAACCAUACAAAUGUUUUGUUAUCAAUAUCAAUUACAACAGGACAUACUC
Molecule: messenger RNA, 982 nt
Organism: Ciona intestinalis (vase tunicate)
Lineage: Eukaryota; Metazoa; Chordata; Ascidiacea; Phlebobranchia; Cionidae
Product: DNA replication complex GINS protein SLD5
Biological process (GO): double-strand break repair via break-induced replication; DNA-templated DNA replication
Cellular component (GO): GINS complex
Source: RefSeq, a predicted model, not a curated record